AGCAGCGGCGGCGGCGGCGGCGGCGGCAGGAUGUUAGGGCAGCAGCAGCAGCAGCAGCAGCAGCAGCAGCAGCAGCAGCAGCUGUACCCGUCGGCCGCGCUCCUGACCGGAGAGCGGAGCCGGCUGCUCACCUGCUACGUGCAGGACUACCUGGAGUGUGUGGAGUCGCUGCCCCACGACAUGCAGAGGAACGUGUCGGUGCUGCGGGAGCUGGACAACAAAUACCAAGAAACUUUAAAGGAAAUUGAUGAUGUCUAUGAAAAAUAUAAGAAAGAAGAUGAUUCAAACCAGAAGAAACGCCUACAGCAACAUCUGCAGAGAGCGUUAAUCAAUAGCCAGGAAUUGGGAGAUGAAAAAAUUCAGAUUGUCACACAAAUGCUGGAAUUGGUGGAAAAUCGGGCGAGACAAAUGGAGCUGCAUUCACAGUGUCUCCAAGAUCCUGCUGAAAGUGAACGGGCCUCCGACAAGGCGAAGAUGGAUUCUAGUCAACCUGAAAGAUCUUCUAGAAGACCUAGAAGACAGCGAACCAGUGAGAGCCGUGAUUUAUGUCACAUAACAAAUGGGAUUGAAGACUGUGAUGAUCAGCCCCCGAAAGAAAAGAAAUCCAAAUCUGCUAAGAAAAAGAAACGCUCCAAGGCCAAGCAGGAAAGGGAAGCCUCACCUGUUGAGUUCGCAAUAGAUCCCAAUGAACCUACCUACUGCUUAUGUAACCAAGUGUCUUACGGGGAGAUGAUAGGCUGUGACAAUGAGCAGUGUCCCAUUGAGUGGUUUCACUUUUCAUGUGUCUCACUCACCUAUAAACCAAAGGGGAAAUGGUAUUGCCCCAAGUGCAGGGGAGACAAUGAGAAAACAAUGGACAAAAGUACUGAAAAGACGAGAAAGGAGAGGAGAGCGAGGUAGUGAAGGCCAUCUGUGUUUUAAAAGGGUUGUUUGUCUUUUAUAGAAUUGGUUUAAUUUCAGAAAAUGUUUUAGGAGACAUGCAUAAGACUAUGCAAUACUUUUUAAUCAUUAGUAUUAAUGGUGUAUUAAAAGUUCUUGUACUUUG
Peromyscus eremicus (cactus mouse) is the source of this 1045-nucleotide messenger RNA. It is a transcript of the gene Ing2, whose product is annotated as inhibitor of growth family member 2. The transcript is spliced from 2 exons. The coding region runs from base 31 to 900 and encodes 289 amino acids. Gene Ontology annotation, cellular component: nucleus. NCBI's taxonomy places the organism in Eukaryota, Metazoa, Chordata, Mammalia, Rodentia, Cricetidae. Gene Ontology annotation, biological process: positive regulation of DNA-templated transcription. The record is from RefSeq and is a predicted model, not a curated record.